CUAAUUAUAUUGGAGUAGAAAAUGGAAAAUGAAAUCGGGAUAACGUGGGGAAUAAACAGUCGACGGCCAGGGACCCGAUCCUGGCGCCAAGAGCUCGCCGCCCUUGCAAUGGCGACCACCGCCAACCCCACCACCGACCUCUUCUCGCGCCUCUCCUUUCGCCGCGCCGUCUCCCCCUCCCCACUCCGCCUCCCCUCCCUGCCGACCCCUACGCCGCGCAUCUCCGUCGCCAUCGUCGCCCUCCACAAGCGCAACCCCAAGCGCCUCAAGUACGACUCCCAGCGCCAGUUCACGAGAGGGGAUGGCGGGAUGCUGCGGGUGCAGGUGGAACCCUCCGGCGAGGACUUCUGGAAGCUGGACCCCGUCGUCGACCUCAUCAACAGCGGCGCCGUCGGCGUCAUCCCAACCGACACCGUCUACUCCAUUGUUUGUGAUCUGAGUAACAAUGACUCUAUUGAGCGCCUCCGCAGAAUUAAAGGCAUUGUAAAUUCAAAGCCUCUCAGCAUCUUGUGCCGCUCGUUGCGAGAUAUUGAUACCUACACAACAGGAUUUCCUCUAGGUACCAACCAAGGGCAAGCUAACAUUUUCCGUGCUGUCAAGCGUAUAUUACCAGGACCUUACACCUUUAUUCUACCUGCGACUAAGGAAUUGCCCAAGCAAUGCAUCAAGCAUGGGUCAUCUACUAGAUACGCAAAAAGGAGGCAGGUUGGUGUUCGAAUGCCAGAUGAUCCCAUAUGUCAAGCAAUACUGCAAAAUCUGGAAGAACCGUUGAUCUGCACAAGUGUCAAAUAUCUGGCAGAGGAUGAAUGGAUACUUGACCCAGUAACCAUUGCCGAUAUUUAUGAGCCACUGGGACUCGAUUUCAUCGUUGAUGGUGGUGCUAGAAUUGCUGAUCCAUCUACUGUCGUUGACAUGACUGGAAGUUAUCCUACCAUUAUUCGCCAGGGAAAGGGUGCGAAGCUUGAUUGGAUGGUAACAGGCACAGACCAAGAGGCACAGUCAACCUAUUCUCGUAAAGCAGCUUGAAACGUUGCCCUGCUAACCUACGUUAUGAGUUGUAACUAGGAGUGUUCAUGCCGGUUUCUUUGAACCGCUGAAAAGUAGUUAAUGUCCACUUUGUAUAUCAGUUCAAGACUUCUCGUUAAAUGCGUUGCACUAGUCACUGUUUUCCCAUGGUUUGAGGACAACUGAUUUUGAACACUACCCCAUGUUGUAUAGAGAUCUCAAUUGUAUGUA
This is a messenger RNA of Aegilops tauschii subsp. strangulata, 1236 nucleotides long. RefSeq lists its product as uncharacterized. Gene Ontology annotation, molecular function: double-stranded RNA binding. The record is from RefSeq and is a predicted model, not a curated record. Lineage: Eukaryota; Viridiplantae; Streptophyta; Magnoliopsida; Poales; Poaceae.